This is a messenger RNA of Microtus ochrogaster (prairie vole), 2276 nucleotides long. RefSeq names its product solute carrier organic anion transporter family member 1A5-like. Gene Ontology annotation, biological process: bile acid and bile salt transport; transmembrane transport; sodium-independent organic anion transport. Gene Ontology annotation, molecular function: bile acid transmembrane transporter activity; protein binding. Bases 129 to 2036 code for a protein of 635 amino acids. NCBI's taxonomy places the organism in Eukaryota, Metazoa, Chordata, Mammalia, Rodentia, Cricetidae. The transcript is spliced from 15 exons. Gene Ontology annotation, cellular component: basolateral plasma membrane. The record is from RefSeq and is a predicted model, not a curated record.
GAAAGGUACUUUUCAUUAGACUUUGUUUCCUGUAACUCUUUUUCCAGCACCAGGGAGAAGAUCGUCUCCUAAGACUUCUUCAUCAGUAAGACAUUUAAAGAAAAAUAUCUGGAAACCAUCGGAAGAACAUGGAAGAACCUGGGAAGAGGGUUGCAACCCGUGGGGUGACAUGCUUUUCGAAAAUUAAGAUGUUUCUUUUGGCAUUAACAGGGGCAUAUGUAGCCAAAUCACUAUCAGGAAUUUAUAUGAAUUCCAUGCUCACACAAAUAGAGAGACAAUUCAAUAUCCCCACAUCUAUAGUUGGAUUUAUCAAUGGGAGCUUUGAGAUUGGAAACCUUUUGUUCAUUAUAUUUGUGAGUUAUUUUGGAACAAAACUGCACAGACCUAUAGUGAUCGGUGUUGGAUGUGUGGUUAUGGGCCUAGGAUGUUUCUUAAUAUCACUACCUCAUUUCCUAAUGGGCCGAUACGAAUAUGAGAAAACAAUCUCACCUUCAAACAACUUGUCCUCAAACAGCUUCUUGUGUUCAGGAAACAGAAGCCAGACUUUAACACCAACACCGGACCCUAAAGAGUGUUCAAAAGAAAUUAAAUCCUUAAUGUGGAUAUAUGUAAUGGUAGGAAAUCUUAUCCGUGGAAUUGGUGAAACCCCCAUCAUGCCCUUGGGUAUUUCUUACAUAGAAGAUUUUGCCAAAUCUGAAAACUCCCCUUUAUAUAUUGCUAUUUUAGAAACAGGAAAGAUUGUUGGCCCAUUGAUUGGACUUUUAUUGGCAUCCUUCUGUACAACCCUUUAUGUAGACAUUGGAUCUGUGAAUACAGAUGACCUGACCAUAGCUCUCACUGAUACACGCUGGGUAGGUGCUUGGUGGAUCGGCUUUUUGAUCUGUGCAGGAGUGAAUGUCCUGACCAGCAUCCCCUUUUUCUUCCUUCCCAAAACACUCCCAAAAGAAGGACUAGAGGAUAAUGCAGAUGUGACUAAAAGCAAUGAAAAAGAGAAACACCGUGAAAAAGCCAUGGGAAAAAAACGUGGAAUCACCAAAGAUUUCUUGCCAUUCAUGAAAAGUCUCUUCUGCAAUCCGAUUUAUGUACUUUUCACACUUAUAAGUGUGCUCCAGAUCAAUUCAUUUAUCAUUACUUUUACCUUUAUGCCAAAAUACCUGGAACAGCAAUAUGGAAAAUCAACUGCAGAGAUAAUCUUUCUCAUAGGUGUUUAUAGCUUACCUCCAAUAUGCAUUGGAUAUUUAAUUGGUGGCUUAAUUAUGAAAAAGUUCAAGAUAACUGUCAAGAAAGCUGCAUACAUAGCAUUCUGUUUAUCCCUUAUUGAGUACCUUCUAUUUUUUUUAAACUUUAUGUGGACCUGUGAUAAUUUCCCAGUUGCUGGCUUAACUACAUCUUAUGAACAUGAACGAAUUCAACAGCCUUUGUAUGUAAAGAAAAAUGUUCUUGCAGAGUGCAGCAAAACGUGUAACUGUUUAACUAAAACAUGGGAUCCAGUGUGUGGAGACAAUGGCCUAUCAUACAUGUCAGCCUGCCUUGCAGGCUGUGAAAACUCUGAUGGAACAGGAAUCAACAUGGUGUUUCAAAACUGCAGCUGCAUUCAGUCUUCAGGAAGCUCAUCUGCAGUCCUUGGACUGUGUAACAAAAGCCCUGACUGUACUAUAAAGCUACAGUACUUUUUAAUCGUGUCAGUAUUCAGCUAUUUCAUCUUCUCACUGGCAGUCAUACCUGGGUAUAUGGUUCUUCUGAGGUGUACGAAGUCUGAAGAGAAAUCCCUUGGAGUUGGAUUACAUACAUUUUUCAUAAGAGUAUUUGGGGGCAUUCCAACACCUAUUUACUUUGGUGCCUUGAUAGACAGAACCUGUUUACACUGGGGAACUCUGAAAUGUGGUGAGCCAGGAGCAUGCAGGAUGUAUGAUAUAAAUGAAUACAGUUGUUUUCAACAGGCGCAUUUACAUUGGGUUGCCAGCAGCUCUAAGAGGAUCAAGCUACCUCGUGUCAAUCUUCAUUCUAAAACUUUUGAGGAAGUUCCAACUCCCUGAGGAAACUGACUCUUCAGAGACUGAACUUGCCGAGAUGAAGCUCACAGAGAAGGAAAGUGAGUGCAUGGAUGUGCCCAGAAGUCCUGAGUUUGAGAACAACAGAGAACUGAAAACGAAGCUGUAAUGAGAUUUCUAGUGGCCUGCAUAGGCCCACGGACAGAGUCUGCAUUUGGUUCUUUUGAAUUAUGAGUUAUAGGAACAAUUAUGCUGAAAGACCUUAAGAAUGUUUUUUAAUAAUGA